CUAUAAGUUAAAAAGUUUCAUAAAGUUUCUCUCUUAAAAUUUCUCUCUCUCUAAAAAGAAAAAAAAAAAAAUCAACGGCCGACCGGUGCUGACGUGCCAGGAGAAGACACUUUCUCCUUUCCCUCGUCUAAUUACUAAAAAUCUCUUCUCUUAUUAGAUCUCACUCUCUCUUUUCUCGAUCUGUAAUUUUGUUUCAAUGGCUGCUCCACCUGCAAGAGCUCGUGCCGAUUAUGAUUACCUUAUAAAGCUUCUCUUGAUCGGCGAUAGCGGUGUGGGUAAGAGUUGCCUUCUCUUACGUUUCUCUGAUGGUUCCUUUACAACUAGUUUCAUUACAACCAUUGGCAUUGAUUUUAAGAUAAGAACAAUUGAACUUGAUGGGAAACGAAUCAAAUUGCAAAUUUGGGAUACUGCUGGUCAAGAGCGUUUUCGAACAAUUACAACUGCUUACUACCGUGGUGCUAUGGGCAUUUUGCUCGUGUAUGAUGUCACUGAUGAGUCAUCUUUUAAUAACAUUAGGAACUGGAUCCGUAAUAUUGAACAACAUGCUUCUGACAAUGUGAACAAGAUUCUGGUGGGUAACAAGGCAGACAUGGAUGAAAGCAAAAGGGCUGUUCCUACUUCAAAGGGCCAGGCUCUUGCAGAUGAAUAUGGCAUCAAGUUUUUUGAGACUAGUGCAAAGACGAAUUUAAAUGUGGAGGAGGUUUUCUUUUCUAUAGCUAGGGAUAUCAAGCAAAGGCUUGCAGAUACUGACUCUAGGGCUGAGCCGCAGACGAUCAAAAUUAACCAGCCAGACCAAGCAGGAAGUGCUAGCCAAGCUGCCCCAAAAUCAGCUUGCUGUGGUUCAUAAGAGGCCUCCUCGAAGACUGGGAUCUCAUGGCUACAUUCUGAAGCAUGUUCAUGGAAACUAAUUUUGUUACAACUGUGUGAUUGGUGCUUGUAUUGUUCUCCCUAUCAUUAUUUUUAACGACUCGUAUGCAUUUGUGUGUGAAUGCUAGAUCCUUCCUACUUUCAGAAAUUAAAUUAUAUCACUGUGUUUGGAUUCAUGAAUUUUAGAUUUCAAGUAACAUAGAAUUGGUUAUUAUUUUUA
This is a messenger RNA of Ricinus communis (castor bean), 1087 nucleotides long. Its product is annotated as ras-related protein RABE1c. Lineage: Eukaryota; Viridiplantae; Streptophyta; Magnoliopsida; Malpighiales; Euphorbiaceae. The record is from RefSeq and is a predicted model, not a curated record. The transcript is spliced from 9 exons. Gene Ontology annotation, cellular component: plasma membrane. Gene Ontology annotation, molecular function: GTP binding; GTPase activity. The coding region runs from base 197 to 847 and encodes 216 amino acids. Gene Ontology annotation, biological process: protein secretion; regulation of exocytosis.